UCGUGGGACAUACCACUUCCCCAAAACUUGUUAUCAUAAAGAACGUGAACAUCGUACAUCGUUUAAAUUUCAAUUCUACAAUAACAAAAGAAGCUGAAGUUAUUUUACGUAACGAGUGAGGAGAAGGAAAGAUUCGACAAAAAUAAUCCUUUCACAUGGAUACUUGACGCUGAUUCGACAACAGCAUCGGAUCUCGGCAGUUUGAAUCUACCAACUCAGCAAGAAGGGGUCAAAUCGGAUAAAGUAAUGAAUCCGUCCCAGCCGAACCCCGUAGUCCCCGCUUCGCCAACGAACGAUGGCGUCAGCAAUUGCGGAACGCUCGAUAAGAGCGAAUGUAGCAAAAAACAUGAAGGAAAGGAGAAAGCAUCAAAAGAUUCCAAUGAUGGCGUUUCAGCAAAACAAAGAAAUCUAGGAAUGAUAGACUCUCUUGUUGGUGCAACCUAUCAGCAAAAGCUGUCUAUACCGAUCGUAUGUCGAGUUGCUACGCUGAUUCGAGAAGAUAAGCAGUUAAACUUCACAAUAACCAACGACGAUGAAGAAGGUGGAUUGUUUGACGACAUCGUAUUUAAAUCCGACGAUGGAGACCUUUUCAUCCAAGCUAAGCACAAGGAAGAUAAGAACUACACCAUCACAUGGGACGACCUUACAUCGACGGAUAAAAAAGCGCCGUUUGCGAUUCGUAAGUACCUGAAAUCGUAUUUAGAGAAAGGGUGGGUUGAGAGAGAAAAGCCGCCCACAUUAGUACUUUGUACUAACAUUGAACUACACGAAGAUGUCAAAACUUCCGUUAAAGAAUACCCUUUUGGCACAAAUAUCGUUGAUUCUAUUCUCAAGUCUAUCACUAAUGAUGCCUAUAAAAUUGAUUUGAACAUCUUGAAAGUCGAAACCAAAAACAAAUUAUUAGACUACUUAAAACAAAAUUCCGAAUUAGGUACCCUCGCAAAGUUGAUUGCACAGCAUAUUUUCUCGAAAAAAAAUGUAGAUUUUCGCAACGAUUCUGUUCAAACAAAAUACCGAUCUAUCAUAGAAAACAAGAUUGCCACAAAGAAAAGUAAAGGCCCCGAAUGUUACGAAGUAUAUGCAGAGUUUUUCAAUGGAAAUAUGGAAUUUAAAAGACUUUUUGAAGUCGAAUAUAAACUACAACUCAUUUGGGAUGAUAUAAAAGAGAAAGGCAUUAAACUUGAAAAGGCUAAACCAACAGAGUCUCAGCGCAGAGAGGACGAGAACAAUCCAAAACGAAUAUGCAAUUCGGAUUCAGCUGAUCUCACAAAAAAGUUAGCCCAACAUAUUUACUUCGAGAAAGAUAUUGAUUUUCAGAUUCCUGUAUUCCAUAAAUACCGAUAUGUCAUAGAACAGUUUAUUGCCACAGACAAUAAAAAUCCCAAAGGUGGUUACGUAGUCGAUGCAAAAACUUUCGAUAAAGUAGAUUGUAACGAUUUCAAAAUGUUGUUUGAUAUAGAGUAUCAAAAACUGCUUAACACUCUAAAGGUUUGGGAAGAUGUUCAAAACAAAGGCAUACGUCUCAAGAAAGAAAAUAAAAAAAACAAAAGUGGCAAAAAAGAAUUAUCAAUCCAAAUAGAAGACGAUCACAUCGAAUUACCAAAACAAAUAGAAGAUCGUCAAAUCGAGAAGUUUUUUAAAUCAUUUAUGAUAGUAUGCAAUACUAAACACGAGGAAGACCAAGUCGUUGCCAGUAUUCGUGAAAGCGAAGUGUUACCCGAAGACAUAAAAGAUCCACUCUCUUUGACGUUAACAUUCAACAAACUUGGGAUGUGGAUAUUGGAGAGGAUGAAAGACAAACGCAAGAAGCCUAUAGAAAGACAGGAUAUAGAUGAAUUGUUCAAGUAUAUUGAAUUAUUGUCUCAGUUCUCGCAAUGGAAAGGAAGUCUGGAAAGAUUUUAA
This is a messenger RNA of Anopheles coustani, 1902 nucleotides long. RefSeq lists its product as uncharacterized. Lineage: Eukaryota; Metazoa; Arthropoda; Insecta; Diptera; Culicidae. The record is from RefSeq and is a predicted model, not a curated record. The transcript has 3 exons. Bases 247 to 1902 code for a protein of 551 amino acids.